Messenger RNA from Porites lobata, 5980 nucleotides. Lineage: Eukaryota; Metazoa; Cnidaria; Anthozoa; Scleractinia; Poritidae. The record is from the annotation of a GenBank genome assembly.
AAAAGUUGAUUGCCUUUGUUGCCUUUGUGAUGCUGAUUACCUUACUGGAGCAGAUCAAAUCAGGAGUCCAUGCAGGGCGCAUGACAAAACCAAAGAGGGCAGGCCGAGUUAAAGUGAUCCAUACAGGUCCUCGUGUUAGGAAGCUCAAAAAAAAGGUUGAAGAAUUGGAGAAGCAACUCGCCUCUAUGGAACCGUGUGAACGUGAGAAACAUUUUACUUCACUGUAUUAUUCUCUUUAACCAAGUAAACUGAAAACAAAUUAAACUAGUUUGACUUUAGAUCCUUCCUCUGCGCACAUACACUGGAAUCAAAGGCGAUAUUAGGCAACAAGGAAUCAAUCGGGCCACUGUAAAUAGACCUCUUCAGCUUGUAUGUUUUGUUUUCCCAAUAGAGGUCCCUGGGGAAUCCGACCCUUCGGCUGUUUAUAAAUUAUGCGUACAUAUGCACGUGAAUAAGACGAGAUUAGAGAGAAACAGUUGUCUAGAGUAUUAUCACAUGACCUGUAUUGGGAAAACAAAACAUUUAAGCUAAAGAGGUCUAUUGUGAGGUCUAGCUAGAAUUUAACAAACUAUUCCAUAACAAUAUCCUUUAACUUUGCUAUAAUAGUGAUGAUGGUAUUAAUUGAAAAAGGGAUUUAUUUCAAUAAUUCACACGCAGAUUGCUCAAGGCAGCCUGAGAAGGUCUUUUAUAUCAGCAAAUGCAAUAAAUAAAUAAAUGCAUGGAGCGGAUCAUUGUUAUUCUAAAUUUUCUUCAAUGUUUGAAAUUUGGAGAAGGUUUAUUGCAUCCCCACACAAGUCUUAAUUAAGAAAUAUUAUUAUGCACCGUUAUUAAAUAUCAAUCAUAACCUUUGCGCGAAUGCGAUGUUGGGUUGGAUUAUAGUUUGGCUCCAUGAUACUUCUUUUUUUGGUUUAACCCUAUUUGGCUCCAAAUUCUUCCUACACCGAAAGAGCUUUUCAAAUUUUCUGACUUUUCCUAAAAUUUAUCUAGGAACAUUUUGGUAUAAUUACCAUGUCCAUGUGAUUAAUCAUGUUGCCAUGGCAACCAGUUUCUGAGACAUAGGUUUUGGAAAAUUUAAAAAAUGGUGAUUUUUUGUUUUAAGAUCGCGUUUUUACACUUAUAGUGCUUUUUGUUGUUAAAAUGGUCUUUGCUUGGGACUAGUUUUUGAAUUACAUCAAAAUGUUUCAACAUCGAAUAUUUGGGGGGAGGGGUGGGGUAAAAUUUGUCACUUUUUUGCUUUGACAAAUAUGCUGCUCUAUUUUCCAAAUAACACUUCCAAAGUCAUUUGUUUGGGUAAUAAACAUUAGUUUGAUACUUCUUUUAUACAUUCUGAGCUUUUUUCCCUUUGAAAGUUGCUUUAAAUUAUAAUUUUAACAAAAAAACGGAAAUCCAAGAUGGCGGAUCCAAGAUGGUGGGCAACCAUUUCAAAUUUUGGCAAUUAUGACGUCAUUAGCACCUUUAAAGUGUCAAAACACAUGUCAAAGUGUGUAUUUUAUAUGCAUAUAUGUUGUAUAUUAUAUUAAAGAGAUGACUUUACCAAUAUCAUUGAUAUUUUACGUAUAUAAGUGGAAAAUAAUAAGAAACAUCGAAAAAUCGGAAUAUGACGUCACUGUGACGUCAUCAUUGGGCGUGGCAAGUCAAAACUGGGUGUGGGGCUUCUUUGUACGGAGAUGAUCAUUGUGUGUAAAUUUCAUGACCCUAGCAUUAUUGGUUCCAGAGAUACAGAGGGGGGGUCCGAGGAGCCCCCAGUCACAGAUUGACCAAAAAAGCCCAGUCUGAAUAGAGUUAAAAAAUGAUUGAUAAAUAAAUACUCCAGCCUCCACCGCAUUUGUUUUAUAUAUUGUGGGGAUUUAUUGAAUAUGAUUGGAAAACUAAACAAGGAUAGUAAACUCAAUUUUUAACGGGCCUUUGUUUUAAUUUCCCUCAAAAAAUGAAUCUUUUUUUAAUUGAAAACAUAAAAUUGUGCCUGAGUAAGACGAAGUCGACCUAGGACUCCGCGGGAAACAACGCCACUUUCAGUUUUCAAACAUGUUAAACUUUAUUAAACAAAACAAAACAACACAAAGUUUUCAGAGCUUUGCUCAGGUGUUGUAGAAUUUCCCUCGCUUGCCAUUGUGAAACCCAAGCCUCGGAUCUGCAAACAUUAAUCUCACCCUUACAUUGGGUACCUAUGAUUUUCUUAAUUUGCAGUAUGGUAUAUAUGUUUCUAUUUUAUAGCUUGUGAGUCAGCCAAAAGAGAGGGUUUCCUGUUUGAAAGUCAUACAAUAGCUGACUACCUUGAAGUUGAAGUUGAAGGCUUGAAUGAGCCAUUAGAUGCAUUAACUUCAUGUACCUGGGUCAAAUUUAGAGAUUCUUCUUUUUCUUCUGAAUUUGUUUUCUGCACUCUUGGCUGGCAGCUUUUCUUGGGCCGACAAUCUAACAAGCUUGUGAUGAAAACGAAAGGUGGAUUUAGGUAACUGAUGAAAAACCUUUGUUGUGGUCUUAACUCUGAAUAAUGCUAGCAUUUGAAGUUCAAGUCAUUUAUAUGCAUUUUUGUGUGUGUACAUGUGAUUUGUUACACUUUGUCAUAGUCGUCUAUAACACGUUCUCGUCGACAACUUGUUCAAAUCUUGGACAGACUGUGGUCAUACAUACACAAGAGUACUGUACAGGCUGCAUCUCACGUUUAACUAAGGAACAUUUCUACAUUGAACGUUGAUGUGACACGUUUAACAAUAUAAACAGUUCAAGACUCACAACUACGGUCGAACUAGUUAUGCACGAGUCGAUCGUUCAGGUAGCCUACGAGGAUCAAAUCAUAUAGGGGGUGUCUUUGGAGAACAAAUCUAAGCGCAAGUCUAAGCGGUUGUCUCUGAAAAUUCUUCGUAGUAAAAGUCUAGUAUGUAUGGUGAACAAAGGGAUCAAUCCGCACCUUAGGUGCUUGCUUGAAACAGGUUUUAAAAUGGAGAAAAUGCAACAAUCACCUCGUUCAAGGAAGAGGAAUCGGUUACGGAAGAGUUGUUUCAGCGAUAAGCCUUUAGCUUGGAAAUAUUUAGUCGUACAGUUUUAAGAAUGUUGUAGCUUAUGGUGGGAAAUUUUUAAUUUCACUUAUGAAAGCCGGUCGCACAUGGUGGCUCGCCCGUGUGUUGCACACUAACAACUGUAUUUGUACCCACUAGAACGGAAUGGAAUGUUAGACUAAGUCCUGCCAGUACAUUUCUGUGGCAUGUUUUUUCAAUCAAUCUUCGGAUGUAAACGGUGGGUUUCGUUUUAGGCUAAGGCAAAGAAUAUGAAGACUUCAAAAAAACUAACUUCUGGACGUUGCAAAAUAACUGACUAAGAUAAUAAACCCAGUUUGUUUUAACAACACCAGUGAAAUACCACGUGAAACAUGAUUUCUCCACAUGUGAAAAGGCCACCGUUGCUAUGCUUACAUAAUAAAUGGCGCCUUUCAAGCAAAAAAAACUACUAACUGAAAUGGUUUGGUAUUUCAUUGGUGUCUAUAUAAUAAAUAGAACAUUACAUGGCUGCUUGGAGACACGACAUUUCUCUUCUCGUAUUGAAAACUUGAAGGGAAAUUUUGUAUCGCCGCGUGGCCAUAAAAUAUCCUCUUUGUAGCUCGCAUUACUAACUUUUAGUUUUGAAUAUUAUAAUAGCCCUUUAAACAUUUUCAUACGUUUUAACGAGUGGAGCAACUACUGCAUAACAAAGGGAUCAGACGAAUGGAAGGUGUACGCGGAUGGAACAUUCAAGGCGUCUUUGCCUUCUAACACUUGAAGGGAAAUUUUGUAUCUCCGCGCGGCCAUAAAAUAUCCUCUUUGUAGCUCGCAUUACUAACUUUUAGUUUUGAAUAUUUUAAUAGCACUUUAAACAUUUUGAUACGUUUUAACGAGUGGAGCAACUACUGCAUAACAAAGGGAUCAGACGAAUGGAAGGUGUACGUGGAUGGAACAUUCAAGGCAUCUUUAGCAGAUCCAGGUGACUUGCCUUUCUUUGAUUCCGACGAGCAUGAUGGAGAUGAUGAUGAUAAUGAUGAUGAUCAUUUAAUUUUGAAGGAUGAGUUAUUAGAUCAUCUCACUCAAGUCAAUCCAAUUGUCUUUACGCUCAACCAAUGGUAUCAUUGUAAGAAGAUCCACCCAAGCAAAUUCUCCAAUACAGGCUUCUCCCAUUCCACUACCCUUAAAGAGAAGUUACAUUUACCAAAUCGCAAUGAUUAACAGGCCCAGAAAGCUGUUAUUGUUUAUAUUCAACAUCGGGGUUUUAAUACUUUUGCAGUUAAUAUCAAUAAAAUAUUUUAGUUACCAAAACAAAAAGGACUUUUUUUGGCAAAAAUCUUUCAGCCUUUUUGUCGUUUAGAUAUUGAUUUGAAUAUUUGAUUUCCAGUCCCAAAAGUUAGAGAUACUUUAGAGAAAUAGGUCCUUGGAUGAAGUAAGGCUCCAUAGGACUCGGCAAGAAAAGAACACAAAACACCCGCGCUACGCGAUCCUAUGAACUACACACUAAACAACUGACCAUUGCACGCCAAUUAUCAGCCAUAUGGAUGUUUGGUAAACUGGGGAGUACUGUGUUUUUUAUAUCGGUAUUUCGAAAUUUCUGACCAGAAUUCUAGAAAUAGUGAGCUAGAUUUGAAUCAGGGAUAUUGUAGAGGAUGUUUUAGGUUAUCAGGGCGUUUUGAGAACAACACAAAACAGUUACCCUCGUUCGGUGACGUUCGAGUUCUCACCAGUAACAAACGAGCAAGCGUAAUAGAUAUUGUUUUAAUUGGGCAAUAGCAAGGUUUACGGCUGUGGUUACUUCAAGAACGGUCUCCUGAUUCUAAUAAAAAUAAAAGAACAUGUUUUCCCUUAAUCCUAACGCUAAAAAAAAAGUUCUCUAUUAAAUUAAACAACUGAAAAAUCACUCCGAUAUAGACCUGUCAAAGUACUAAAUCCUUCUUUUUACAUAGGAGCGAUCACCGUCGAGGAAGGCAGAAUGGUAUAUGGAAAAUAUUACAAGGACAGUUCCGGAAGCAGUUUUUUCUCUCAAUCUACCUUCGUCGGAGAAAUGGCAGGCAUCAAUGUCUGGGAUCGUGUGCUGAGUGAAGCAGAGAUAUCAGAAAUGUCCAAGUCAUGCACUUCCGGGAAGGGCAACAUUGUUAGCAUGGUUGAAUUAAAGAUCAUGGGGGGAGUAAAGAAAAUCCCCGUCUCUUGUUAAACUGGCCAGUAUUUUGGAUUCUACAAAGCCCUUGGGUCAGCUGUAGGGAAGCUGGAGGGAUUCUUUUGGGUCUUUGUAUCAAUCGUCAAUCAGCCGUUGUCCUAGUCUUAUUUGGCUGAUUUAGCAACAACAACAACAACAUAAGAUUUAUUUGAAUGACUAUAAUUAUGUAGUUACAGUAUAGCAAAAGCUUUAACAUAAAAAAACAAUUUAUAAAAAUGAUAAUGCAAUACAAUGAUUACCACAGUCAAGUGUCAUCAGCAUGAUUUGAUAACAAAUUAAUACGUAAAUCAUUACAUAAUGAGACAAAUUUCAACAAAUGUGAAUUUACGGGAAAAACGGAAGGGAACGUCAGUUGACGACUUGAAAGCGCGCGGGAAGGACCAAAUACGACUUCCAUUGCCCAAUUUGCCCUUCUGCCACUGGUCAAGCCAGAUGUUUGAUUUGCGCGCGCCGUUGUCAAAUGACAUUCCCGUUAUGUUGCUAAAUCGGCCUAUUUACGUCUUUCAAUUGGGCUGCAGAAAUUUGCUGGAGGUUCGAAAUCAGAAAUUUAAAAUACAAAAGACUACCGAAAUUAUUAGUUAUAAUAGGUGAAUAAACUGACACAAACCCUGAAUCGCUGAGGCCAACAAACAGCCAACACAAAACAAUUCUGAAUUUUUCAGCUGUUUGCCGCUAUAACUAAUAAAGUAUCAGAAUAAAUGGCAUUAACCUUUACUUAAAAAUAUAAAAAUCAUAACAAGGGUGAGGAAUCAACUAAAAAAGGUAAUUAUUGAAUUCUGAUUUAUGUUAUUAUUUUUUUUAUUAGAGU